UCGGGGUGAUAAAUUCCAUCGAGGAUCGUUUCGUUGGGCUGGACACGUUUAUCAGAGAACCAUCCGCGCAGCAUGUCCUCGGAGUACUCGUUCUGCAGUGAGGGCGGUUUCGACGAGCUCUCGAGUUCCUCGGACUCCGGUUUCGACGUGAGCUUCGAAUCGCCGAAGCACGAGGUACAAUCGGACACCCUGUUCCCACCAGCGAAGGAAGAAAAGCGGAAGAAAACCCGAAACACACGGUGCAAGAGUCCCACACAGGUGCUCAGAUUGAAAAGGAGCCGUCGGAUAAAGGCGAACGAUCGCGAACGACACAGGAUGCACACGUUGAACGACGCGCUCGAACGUCUCCGGAUGGCGUUGCCGACCUUUCCGGAAGACACGAAGCUCACGAAAAUCGAGACCCUCCGUUUCGCCCACAACUACAUCUGGGCACUGUCACAGACGCUGGGGAAUUCCGAGACAGGCGAGAUCACGGUGAACGUCGGCAACGUGACAGUCAGCAUCAGCGAGAAUGGAAACAUGAUCACAUCCUCGACCGGAAGUUGCGCGGUUGCCGCGCAGAAGCGGCUCGGCCCGUCGCACACCGUGUUUCCCUAUCCCCAGGAAAGAUUCGUGCCCGAGUGGCAGGAGUACGACUGCUACAGUGAUCAAAGUGUCAGCCCACCGAUGCAGUAUCAGCAGUGUUACGAUCAGAGGAUGUACCACGCGCAGCAUCAGCUACCUGCGCCGCAUCACAUGGGACACGGCAACAUGUACCAGUGUCUUUAGAUUGUUGGUCACGGGAAUGAUCGCAAGGAUCACGGACAUUGACGAACGGUUUCAUGUUCAUCGUUGAAAAAGUUGUGAAUCCAUAUGUGAACGAUGGCAAUUUAAUUGAGGAAAUUUUAUGGACGAGUUUCGAGGGAAUUUUCAGGGUUAGUAUUUUCGGAGCUUCGAGAUGAGUUUAGUACUUGCUGAGUAGAUAUAUGUAGAUAUUAGUAAUCGCGCGAGUCGCGUGAGUCAUCGCCGCCAUUGUAGCGAGCAACGAUAGAAUACCUCAGAAAUUUGCUCACGUUCACAAGUGAAUCAUAAAUUGACAAUUGAUAAAAUUCGGACGUAUGUGGAUGAAUAGUUUCCAACUCCGUGAGAUCUUUAAAUACAGGUACCAAGAUCUGAUCGAAGCUGAAGUUUCCACUUGGAAAUCAACAGUCGAAGACCAAAGAAUUUUGAUCCUCCGUGCUCUAGUGAAUUAUUUUACACCGCAUCCUACGAAGUUCCGAUAUAAUACGUAAUAGCAUGCGAUAAGAUUUACAAGCAAUACGAAUUCAUUCAGCUAGUGAUUAUAUUUCAUAGAAAUCUGCAUAUGUGAAAGUCGGGCGUCGUCCGAGACAAAUUCGUCGCGUCAAAUAAUCGAGACGUGAUUGUAAAAAAAAAAAAAAAAAAAAAAGAAGAAGAAAGAGUAGGCCAGUGCGUAAGAUGAUCGUUAUUUACUUUGUAAGAGAGCAUUCUAUUCGCAACGAAUUAUUAGGAUUAAGAUUUAACGCUAGACGAACCGAUAAUCUCGUAUCACUGAAAAUCCAUUCACCGUCGUUUCUUGCCUUGUGGAAACAAGAACAAAAAUCGAAACGCUCGUGUGUAGUUACAAACACGUACUAAAUGUCGCGUUCCUUUUCUUUUCUAGUCAUCGAUGCUCUUAGGUUAAUCACGACCAAUCGCUUGAUCUCACCCUUUGUUUCUAGAUUACUUGUAUUUAAGCGUACGUCUCCGCCAGUGCUCUUAUCGGAUCGUGAAAUUGCCGA
Messenger RNA from Frieseomelitta varia, 1778 nucleotides. RefSeq names its product neurogenin-1 (gene tap). Lineage: Eukaryota; Metazoa; Arthropoda; Insecta; Hymenoptera; Apidae. The coding region runs from base 73 to 768 and encodes 231 amino acids. Gene Ontology annotation, molecular function: protein dimerization activity. The record is from RefSeq and is a predicted model, not a curated record. The transcript has 3 exons.